GUCUGGGCCGGAGCCCUUUCACUCCUAAAGCCUAACGAAGCAGCACAGCCCCUUUCAAAAGAAGCGGCGCGUAAACGGAGGAGUUUUGCCUCCGCCCAUGACCCGUAGUGACAGAAGCGGAGCGGGGGAGGAAGGAGAGCGAGAAAGGCUCGGCGCUGAGGGAAACCCGGCUUCCUGCCUGGGAAGCGCAGCACGAGCCUCUCCGGAUGUAAAGCGCCGGCCUGAGAAACGCCGCCGCGCCGCGCUCUGUAGUCGAAACCGAUGGCUGGGGAAGCAGCUGGAAAACUACCUCUCCCGUGAUGCUUUUCGAAAGCAACCGCCUUUCUCUUUCCCUGCCUGAGGAGCCGAGGCACACGGCCCACAGAAGGGCGCAGGGCCCAGCGCCGAGCAUGGACGGGGGACCUGCGUGGUGCUGAUCGGAUCCCUGCCCGGCUGGUCGUGGCUCCCCGUCCUGGCGGCCCUGCUCCUCCGAGGGUAGGCGGCUGUCUUCUCCCUCCGUCGCGGGAACGGGGUCUCGGGCGCUUCCUCUGGCGUGGGGCUUUCUGAGCGAGGAGGCGCAAGACCGUGUCCUGAGGCAAGUCAUCGAGUGGAGAUGCACCGGGCUCCUGCUUUCUGCCUCGCCCCUUCCUGGCGCUUGGGCUUGGCCAGAAGAGGUCCCAGCCGGGUAUCUCAUGCCCACCCCCGCCAGCAACAUUGGCUGCUGCUGUUUAGACGAGGUCACGAAGAUGGACAUCGGGAUCUUCCGCCCCUGGGGACUCUGCAGCCUGAGGCAGUCGCCUCACCUUGCUUCAUGGGUGGCCCGGCCCUGGUCACCCGUGUUGCCUGCUGCUGCCUUAUAUUCUAGCAUAGGCGCCUCUCUCUCUAACCUUUCUCUCUCUCUCUCUCUCUCUCUCUCUCUCUCUCAUGAGAUUGUAGUCUAAUAUAGGCAGAGAAGCAAGUAAUGGAGGAGACGCAAUGAGAAGAAAGGUUGGGUGGAAUGGACUUGCAUGUUUCUUAACGUCAUGUUGCAGUGGAAACCUAUGGGGAGGAUGGGGCUGCUGCCCCCUCCCCAGCUGUGGAGGCCCAAUCCCCAGUGCCAAUGGGGCAGUGCCCCAGCAGCAUCAGUCCGGCCUUAGACAGCUGCCAGCCUAUUUGCCUUCUUAUAUUCAGUCCAGGGAGUGGCGCUUCCUGUCAGCUUCCUCCUCCUCAUAGAACUGAGCAAGGAAGAGCAGGAUGGAGACGAAACUAGAAUGGGAUGGCUCUAUCUCACGCUGAUCUUGGCGUGACCUGCUGUUGGCCUCCUUGUCUUCUGCCUUGCCAGCUGCAAUGGGCACCAUUCACCAUUCUCUCUCCCACUAAAUGGUGGGAAGUUAAGGCCAAAUAUCACAAAUGCAGAUUUGCUUGCAGAUUUGUUCUGGCAGCAGGUGUAGAAGUGCCUCCUGUGUCAUUUUGAGUGGUGUGUUUUUAAACAUGCCAUAUUGGUCAGAUCGAUCAGUUGCUUAGUGAAAGACAAUAAGCUUCAGAGUGAGCCAGUAAAAAUAGAUCAGCUAUACCUUGAAACUGUACUGAUUUCUAGCCAUCCAUGAAUUUAGAGCUAUUGCAUGCAAAUAUUUGAUUCAAGAUUAUUAAACUGUGGCAUCAAGAAAACAAGUGUAGUGUCUCUGAGGUUACUCUUGAUGUCAGUUUUGGCCACACUUCUAUGGCUGGUAAAUCCGCUUUGCUGUACUUAAAAUUAACAGCACAAACUGAGGAGCACUUUUCAAGACACUUCCUAGGCAAAGUGCCACUGAGAACUUAACCAGACUUUAAAAAAAUAAGCCUAUAAUUGAGCUGGUACCACCAUUUCACAGUCUUUGGUUUUCCUUAUCUGUUUGCUACAUCCUAAGUUUAUUUUGCAUAUUCCCUGAUGAUCAAUGCAUUUUUGAAAAAAACAAAACACAAGACCUACGGUGUGGGUCUCUCUGAGGAGCUUGAACAAAUGUAGUUGUAUUGUAGGACUUGGCUGUAGACAAUGGAUUAUGUGAUGUGCUCUGGGUGGAAACUGGAAGCAUAUAGAUAUGGGUCAUGGAUAGUGAGGUGGUCACGGAUUAUUUCUUAAUUAACCAAAGGUAAUAUAUAUGCAGUAAAGAAAAAAGUCUUAUUUUCAGAUGAACAGAAUAAAGGUUGAUGAGGAAGAAUACUGGCACAGUUCCAAGUGUAAAGCAUUUACGUUUGAUGAUGAAGAUGAUGAGCUCUUUCAGGUACAGUUCCUAGUCAGAACAAACUGAGAAUGCACUAUGCAGUGUCUCCUUGCCUGAAAUGUUAAGGGAAGCAGAAAUCUGCAUAUAGUGUAGUCUUUUUUAAAUUAUUGAUGGAUAUCUUUCCAUUGAAGGAAUUAAGAAAGUAAAAUUGAGGAAUUGCUAAACAGUGGUACCUCGGGUUACGUUACCUUUGGGAAACGUAAUUUUGAGUUACGGACGCAGCAAACCCAGAGGUAUAUACUUCUGGGUUUCGCCGCAUGCACAGAAGCGGCGCCUCCGCAUACGAACUUUUCAGGGUAAGUAUGGACCCUGGGACGAAUUAAGUUCGUAUCCGGAGAGUGCACUGUAUUUAUAUGAGCAGGAAGCAUCAUGUAUGAUUGAAUGUGUGCACUUCACAAGAUAUGUAGCACAGAACUGGGAUUCCUGAUCAUCUCAUUCUUCAUUCAUUAGCAGAACACAUUUCUAGCCCUUGUGGUUGUGAAGAUGUGCUUGAAAGUGAGCUUGCAUCUGCAGGUUCAGAAAUUUGGUAUCAUGCAAAAGCAUCUUUCCCUACAUCAUAGCCUCCAAUAGUCCUUACUCCAGAUAUAUAUUUUAGUCCUUUCUUGCCACAUCAUUUUUUCAAAAAUCUAUUUUCCCGCUACUAAAUUGUUCCCUGCCAAACCAUUUUAAUGUCUUAUAAAAGUUGAGAAAUGGGUACCCAAUAAAACAAUGUAAUAGUGCUGCAGGGCAAAUAUGCAUUAUUUUAAAUGAGGUGUGAACAUGGCUUGUAACGUUCUUUCACAAUUUGCAUCUGGUACAUAAGGAUUUGUCUGACUUUUUGUGGGUGGCAUGUAUCUAUAUCACUUUUAUCUAUAUUUUGAAAUGAAUAUUUUAGAUUUUUAAAACUAUUUAGAGAUCUUUUGUUGAGUAAGUGGUAUAUAAAUUUUGAUGGAUAAAUAAAUUCAGUUUGUGCACAAACAUAGAAUACAUCUGUUCUUGGGAUACCGGUUCUUUAGAAUGAAAGUGUACAGUCUAUCUGGAUGGAAUAGGGCUUGCCUUCAUUUUCACUUUGGUUUUGUUCAUAGCUGAAGGAGUCGAAACGAACAGUGAACAGCCUCCGAGAUAUUGUAGAUGAUGACGAUGAUCUUGAGAAGUUCAGCUGGAGUGGGGAGCCUGUGGGCAGUAAGUGGAGCAGAAUGUUUUUGCAUCUAUCACCCAUUCUUUUUUUCUUUUUCUUUUAAAUGAUAUUUAUUGAAAAUUUUAAAAUUACAAAAGAGAACAAAAAAGGAAAAAAGAAAGAAAAACAAAGAAAAGACAAACCACAGUCAAACAAUACAGAUUAAUAAAAAUCAAAAUCAAAAAAUAACACGACACAAUUAAAAAACAAAAAUAUACCACAAACAUUUAAAAACAAAUCCAAUAUUCUCAUAUCUUUAACUGUCAUUACCUUCUUUCUUUGACCUCCUCCUCCUCCCUUUUUUUGUAUCCUGAUUAUUAAUUGUCACAGCAAAUCCUUUCCAUAUUUCAUAAUAUUCUGUCAUUACUUUACCUUAAUCUAUUUUAAUCUUAUCUUAUUAUGAAAACCUUAAAACUUAAAACUUAAAUCUUAUUUUUACCAAUUUCUCAUAACCAUAAUAUUCUUACAUAAUUCUUUAAACAUUUUUGCUAAAGCCAAAUAAUUUCGUUCCAACAUUUUUCUAACAUUCAUCAAUUUUAUAAAACAAUCAUAAUAAAAGAAAUAACAAUCCAAUCUUCAUCCAGCGUCUCUUCCUCCUGGACCCGGGUUUUGUCAGUCCUUUCUAUCCCAUCAAUCUAGCGCAUUAACCUGGUAACCUUAUGUCCGAGGCCCUUAAGUCUCUUCCAUGUCCCUUCCGCAGCUCUUCUUCAUAUUUAUAGCUAUAUUUUCCUUUAUCUCCUACUUCUUUCACUCUUGGGAACUCCAGCUUAACAAUGCUUUUGACCCUUCUCAACAAAUCAGCCCCUUUUCCAUAGUCCCCACUAAGCUCCAUGUGGUAUUUAAGAACAUGUUUCAAAGACCCUCCAAAAUUGAGAGCCCCCACAACCCCAAACAUCUCACGGCCCAUUGCCAGACUCGAAAAGUCCAAACCUCCCUGCAUAGGGGGGUCUAUCCAACCCCCCAUUUCCAAACCAAACCAAACUUUAUCUUUCCAAAUCUGGCUUUUUCCAAGUUCAUUUGUCAAAUCCAAGAAUUCAUGUUCCUGCUGGGCCGCAGCUCCCUCCAUCCCUGGCGCCCAAGAUUCAGCAACAUCCUCUUCCUUCAUCUGUUCUGUCAGGGCACACUCCUGAUCUAAUUCCUGGGUGGGCUCUAUAUAAUAUCCCACUGCCUGUCCAAAAUUUCUAAUCGCAUCAGUCAUAAAAUCCGUCUUCUCAUGUAGCUGUUCCAGUAGGGCACUUGUUUUACAGAAAGCACUCAACAGAGCUUCUGAAUACAUUGUCCUGCAAGGUCAGAAGUCUAUUCCCACGAUCGUAAUCUGUAACAGCUGCGAGCUUCCCGAUUCAAAAUUGGUUACAGUUUCACAGGCUCCCUCUAGGGGAAAAACUUCUGCUUGUUCUUUUCUUUUAAAAACAAAUCUAACAACAAAGUUUCCUUUUUCAGAUAUUUUGUCAAUAUUUGUUCCUUUAAAAUGCGAAGGGGAACAAUGGAAUCACUAUGUAUCUCUUCCUUUAGCUAUCUGUCAAAAACGUUUGUCUCUGGUCAAUGAGCUUCAAAGAACGUCAGUCUUGACACCCCGCUCCAGGAUCAAGACAGUGGAAAGUUACUUUACUUUCCACUCACUUCUGCAGGUUUAAACAGUCCAGAAAAAAUCCCCCCUCUUCUCCUGCUUCCAAAGGGGGUUCCACAAUUUUAAAUGAUGAAAGUUAAUCCUUUAGAAGCGAUUUUCAGAACUUUAGUUUGCUGUGUCUUGCUUUAAUCUAUCUACAAAGAAACGGAAGGCUGACUUCCUGUUUAGACCUUCCCGUUUCAGUGCCAAAUUAAAUUAAACUUUUAAGUCCAGUUUUCCUUUCUGCUCGCAAAUCCUUAUUUAGAGUCCAAUUGUCCGAAACUUAAGUACUCACGGGUGGUUGUUUUAAAAGCCAAAUUGUCCCAGGAAAAAGGCAGCGCUCUCCGGCAACGGCUGUGCGGCUUCGCUCCACGGAAGAAGCAGUUGACUCACAGCACCGCGCCACUUCCCCCUCUUCGCUCCGGAGCCCAUUAGUGGGUUCCUUUGCGGGUUGGGGGGGUGCUAAAGGUGCCCGCUGAGUCCCAUGGUCACAGGCUUCAUCCGCCUGUGAUUUUUGAAUGGGUCCCCGCUUCGCCGUAGCGGAAAAGACCUGAUUCCCGUGGAGCUGGUCCCUCCAGUUCAGAGGGAAUCUGCCAUUGCCGAUGGCACCACCCCGGAAGUCCUAUCACCCAUUCUUUGAAUCUGAAUUUGAUUAUUUCUGUCCUCUGACAAGAAAAAUCUCAUUAGAGCUACAGUCGUUAGAGCUACACCUACUAGGAAAUAUGGCCUACUGAGGUUUAGUGUGCUUAACGUUGAGCAGGAAAAGUGUCUAAUGGUUUCAUACAUUAUCACAAUUGUUUAUUUUGCCUAUUGUGUGCUUGAAUUCCCUCUACCCGUUUCUGAUAAGUGGAAAGUGUGCAAACAAGAACAAACAAAUGCAGGGAGUAAAAUGACUGCUUCUUUCAAAAACAAGUAGAUUGAUGGUAUAUUGGGGGGGGGGGAAAUCCAAACCAUGGUGUGUUUUAUGAAAACUCGGCUUGUUCCUUCACUCAUUCUUCACUACUUACCCCAAAUCCUGAGUGCAUCAUUCCUAUGAGCCUCCCCAUCAAAGAAUUUCCCAUGAAGGUAGUCUGUGCUUUGAAUAUUCCUGAUUUUCCUCUGUUUUCCAAGAAAGAGAGUUUUUUAAAUAUCAAGGGUAGUUUAAGAGUUAAAUGUCUUGCAUGAGGUGAUGAUUUUGAAAAGCAAUACAUGAGAGCUAGGCCCAAAAUCAUGUAUUUCAGAAUCAAUAACCCUUCUCCGCUCUAGAAUUUUAAAGGCCUCAUCUUAUGCUUGCUAGAGAAUUUACUCGGAUUGUGUUCUUUUUCUCUCUCUCUCUCUCCAUAGGCAUUUCCUGGUCAAUCAAGGAGACCGCCUCCAGCAGCAACAAUACUGCUGAGGGAAAAGACUUGGGUGGGCAAAGAGGCUCUUCUUCAUACGGAGCAUUUCCCAAGCAAGCCUCUUCUUACUCACUGAGCAGCUUUUUCAAAGGUAGGACCUUUAUUGGGACUUAGAAUCACAGAAUUGUAGAAUUGGAAAGUACUGUAUUUUUCGCUCUGUAGCACGCUCCCGACCAUAACACGCACAUAGUUUUUAGAGGAGGAAAACAAGGAAAAAAACAUUCUAAACGAAACAGUGGAUGUAUGAUUUUUGUGGUUCAUGCUGUGGCCACAGACAUGUGAUCUGACAGUGAGUUUGGGGUAGCCCAAUGCAAAAAUCCUGAGGAUCCAUGUGGAUCCGUGCUUUGUAACCACGUUUUUGCACCACUGCGGCCCCAGGCAACAGUGGGUGCAUGAUUUUUUUGGUGCGAGCUGUAGCCAUGGACAUGCUAUGUGAUCUGAUGGUGAAUUUGGGGUGACCCAGUGCAAAAAUCCUGAGGAUCUGUGUGGAUCCGUGCUUUGUAACCAUGUUUUAAGUGGAGAGGGAAGGAAAAGCACUCAAGGGACAAGGAACACGCGUGGGGUGGGUGGAGAAGGAUGCUGUUAAUAAUGCAGAAGAGGGGUAUAAGAGGAGAAGGCUCUUAUAAGAGGAGUGGGGAGGAGAGAGAGAGAGACACAGAGAGCCUGCUUGAAAAAACUUUGCUGUUAUUUAGCGAGUGGGGAGGAGAGAGAAACAGAGAGCCUGCUUGAAAAAACUUUGCUGCUAUUUAGCGAGUGGGGAGGAGAGAGAGACAGAGAGCCUGCUUGAAAAAACGUUGCUGCUAUUUAGCGAGUGGGGAGGAGAGAGAGAGACAGAGAGCCUGCUUGAAAAAUCUUUGCUGUUAUUUAGCGAGUGGGGAGGAGAGAGAGACAGAGAGCCUGCUUGAAAAAUCUUUGCUGUUAUUUAGCGAGUGGGGAGGAGAGAGAGACAGAGAGCCUGCUUGAAAAAUCUUUGCUGUUAUUUAGCGAGUGGAGAGGAGAGAGGGACAGAGAGCCUGCUUGCUUUAAAGGAGCCAACCGGACAGGAGCUGCUUACACACGUGUAAGCGGCUCCUCUCCUCUCCCGCUUUGCUCCUUUAAAGCAAGCAGGCUCUCUGUCUCUCUCUCCUCCUCACUCAGCGGCUCUUCUCCCGCUUUGCUGUUUCAAAGCGAGCCACGGAGGAGGGAAGGAAGGGGAACCAUGGAUCCUCUGCUCAUGACCACAGCAGAUCCCCCCGCCAUCCGUAGGCAUUCGCUCCAUAAAACGCACAGACAUUUCCCCUUACUUUCUAGGAGGAAAAAAGUGAGUGUUAUGGUGCGAAAAAUACGGUACCCUGCAAGUUUUCUAGUUCAGCCCCCCACAAUGCAGGAAUCUCAACUAAAGCAUCCAUGACAGAUGACCAUCCAUCUGCUUAAAAGUGUCCAAGGAAGGAGAGAUCACUAGCUGCCGAGAGAGUCCAUUCCACUGUUGAAUAGCUCUUACCAUCAGAAAGUUCUUCCUGAUAUUUAGUUGGAAUCUCCUUUCUUGUAACUUGAAUUCAUUGGUUCAGGUCGUACCCUCUGGAGCAGAAGGAAACAAGCUUGCUCCAUCUUCCAUGUGACAGUCCUUGAGUUAUUUGAAGAUGGCUACCAUAUCCCAGGCUAAACAUACCCAACUCAACCAUUCCUCAUAAGGUUUGGUUUCUAGACCCUUAAUAAGCUUGGUCGCCCUCCUCUGCAUAUGAUCCAGCUUGUCAAUAUCCUUCUUAAUUUGGACUCCCAGAACUGGACACAGUAUUCCUAGGUGUGUAAUGGGUUUUCAGUGUGAGGUGAUAAAUCUAGCUUUCUUAAGCUUUUCUUACUUGCUCUUUCUUUUCAGGAAGAAACAAACAUGGGAGCUUUCAGUCACUUUCAGAUGGUAAGAAUCUAGAUCUUUGUCCCCAGAUUGCUUGAAUGGUUGGCUUCUCCUUGCACAGCAGUGGAAAUUGGCUCCACUUUCUCCAUUUCCCUGGCUAAAAUUCUGACCACCUCUCUCCUUGAGUACCGCAAGCUGCUUCUUUCUGGCUUUCCCUUCCCACCACAGUACUUCCAUAUCUAUUCAGAGCCCUACUUCCCAAACAGAAUAUAUGGGAAGGUAGCUAACAGAGAGUAGCAUCAGAGAUCAUUAUAUAACUGUACCCUUGAAGCUGGCACUCCUUGCUCCCUUUUGGCUUUUAGAAAGAAGGUGAUAAGUUGUGUUUGUUGCGGUUUAGUCAUCCAGGAUUUUCUUUCUAAUGUUUUUACAACUUCUGGUUGUAACUGGUGCUGUUUUAUUGUGACUUCAUAAUUUUGAUGGUGCUUCUGUUUCAAAUGCAGUGUUUUUGAGCUACUUGGUGGACCAAAAUGACAUGGAAAGGAGGGCUCUAAAUUGUGUGGUUCUUUUAUAAAAAAAAAUGCUGUCGUUCUCUCUUCAGCUCUUACAGACACAGGAUUUAAAAGUUACGCCCCAGAACUGCGCAGACCAAAAGCAGACUACAAGGUAGGUAUAUUUUUGGAAGCCUAGAUUCAGGACAACAUUAAGGGGCGAAAGGGUUUGAAGCUGCAAGCACUCCUCUUCUUCGCCCAAGGGCUGUCUUCUGGAUGCUCACUCCACAGAGAGUAGGGUUGUGAUGCUGUGCAUGCUUAUUUGAGUGUAAGCCUCAUUGAACAUACUUGGAUGAUGUCAGGAGGUUUACAGCACAAUCCUGUGCAUGUUCCAUUCUGUUCAAGUGGGACUUGCCCCCAGGUACUUGUUCACAGAAUUGCUGUCUUAGAAGUUCUUUACCUUUAAUAAGCAAGGAAAUUCUCUCUAGUGGGUGGAAAAGGAAAGUGGGGAACCAUGCUCCUGUGUUGUCCCUUUUCUGGAAACUGCCAUCAUAACAGUGUAUUAAUUUUGUCCAUUUAAAUAAUGGAUAGCAAAUUUCACUGAACAUGUUGGCAUCAGGGACGGCUAAUGUGUAGUGGGCAUCAACCUUUAUUUUUUUACAUUUAUAUUCUGCCUUUCAUCCAGCCUGGAACCCAGGGUAGCUUACAUGUGGUUUCCAGGCAGUCUCUGCACUGAUCAGACCCAAACCUACUUCGCUUCUGCAGGGUGGUAGCCUCAUGGGGCCUUCAGACCAUACCCAGGGACCAUGCAGCUCUUCAACUUUCUUUCACUGUCAGUGACCAGUGGCAAAAUCUGGCGUGAUACACAUUCAAUUUUAAGCCAAUCCUAAUGCAUGGCAGACCGUAUGCACCCCCCGCAGGCUUGCAGUCCUUUACUUGCAGAACAUCUUAAAUAUGUCAUCCCUCCCACAAAGCUGUCUUCACAGGCUGUGGCUGCUUUUAUUGUGCUGUGUUCCAGACCUGUCUUGGGUGCUUUUGCGUGCAAUACUAGUCGCAAAUGACUCUCCUAUGAGUCAUUUGAUGGGAUGCAAGCAAUGUUACUUCUCACACCCCACUGUUGGGGUAUCUUAAUCAUACCUAUAAGACGAAGGAGUUUGUCCGAAUCUGUGCUUCUCAAAAUAUUUUGAGUGUUAAAGGCAUCAUGGUUUUGUUUUGUUACAUUUCAGGAUUACAGCAGUGACUGGAGCCCUAAAGACACAGUAAGACGGCUGCAGAGAGGCAAGGUGAGACUCUUCUUCCCUGCUUCUGAAAGGGCCAGCCUUUGAAUUUUUGGGUGGUGCCUCCCAUGCAUAUCCAUUUCUUCUGCUCAUGCAUGUCAACGCUGGAGAUGCGGCUGUUGGUGGCUUUUCAGAGUUCUCUGUCUGAAAAGGAGGAGUUGAGGUCCUGCAAAUGUCAGGAAUGCCAGGGGAUUAUAGCAGAGGUAGCAGACUCUGCUCCACAGUUGAAGCAUGUAAAAAAUGGCAAGGAAUAAUAUGUUAUUUCACUGACAGCUUUGGAGCAGGUAUCCCGAGAAAGCAUCCAUAGAUCUGGUGCAGGGCUCUUUAUGCUUUCUGUUGGUAGAUCAAAGGGGAAAGUUAUUUUUGGUGAAUAUAGAGGUAAUACACAAGCUGCUCCUGGCUGCUUGAGAACUGGCGAUGAGCUGAUAUGCCACACAACAUCUGUGUUUAGGAAACCUUUCUGUAACCUUUAGAAAGUGAAUUCUCAUCAGCUCAUCAGUUUCUGCUUAGUUUAUCAGCUCUGUAGAUUUAGACCAGGGGUAGUCAAUCUUUUUAUACCUACUGCCCACUAAUGCAUCUUUCUUGAUGGUUAAAUUUCCUUACCGCCCACCAGUGCUCAAUGGAAGGAGGAUUCAGCUUGUGCUAUAGAACCCCCUACCGCCCACCUAGAAUCCUGAAACACCCACUAGUGGGCAGUAGGGACCAGGUUGACAAGCCCUGAUUUAGACAGUGGGUUCCUAACAAAGAUUUUGCGUAGUGAUCUAAGACCUGCAGUUGGGAUAGAAUGACCAAAAUUAUUUUUCUGAAAGAGGAUUCCUGUUGUACAAAUCCCCAAUAAGGACUACAUCCCAGUGUGUGACUGCUCACAUUGCAAAUUCAUGGACGGAGAAGCACAUGAUAAGCUGUCUGUCUUGGUGGCUCAGAAUAAUUUUAAUUGUGCCAAGACUACCACUCUGGCAACAAAGGCUUCCAUUGGUGUGUCUUGGCUCCUGAACCGCAUGGAGAACAAAUGACACAUACAAAUGAUAACCAAGUGCAGCUCCACUUCUUAGGAGUUUUAUAAUGAGCCACCUGUGUAGCUCCCUGUGUGAAGCCGGCCUCCACUCAGAUAAUCCAGGUUCCUUGCUAAUCCUUCCAUUAUUGUUAUUCCGUUCUAGAUCUGCUCACUGGAGAGGUUUCACUCCCUACAGGACAAGCUGCAGCUACUGGAUGAAGCUGUUGCAGUGCAUGAUGGGAAUGUCAUUACAGCCGUAAGUGCUGUGAUCUUACAACGUAGGGCAGAACAGAAUGGGGGAUACAUGGCUACAGCAUAAUAUGAUCCCAUUAACUUCUGGUUCCGUGGCCAUUUGCAUCUGAAUGUGGGGUGUUUUGCAAUAAGUUUUCAUAUAUUGGUUCUAAUUUACUAGAAUUGAGUUUUAGAUACUGGUUUCGUUGAUUGGAAAUAUUAGGUUGCAUUUUAGGAGACAAGGCAUUUCCUCAACUUCCCUUGCCUCCAAGGAUAUGAGGUAUAAAUGAACCUUAUGAAGCUCUUUGAAUAUUUUCCCUGAAAUGUCCCAAGGUCCAGAUGCCAUGUAAAUGUUUAGGUUUCUAUCGCAGCAGAAAAACACAAGUGUGCUUUUUCAUAUACAAGGUUCCACUAUAAGUGACCUCCCAGUUAGGUUAAUGAGAUGGGAAAGAUUAUUUCCUGACACCUUUGAGAACUUCUGCCUGGCUAGUUGAUUCUCCUGGGUUUUGUAGGCCACUGGCUUUACCAUCCAUAUGAAAUCAGUUUCUCUCCAGUUCUAGGCAGAUACCACAAAUCAAAACAUAUUUUUUGUGAAUCUAACUAUUUGAAUUCCUGCAUUGCAGGAGUAGGUGACCCCCUGGGUCCCUUCCAACUCUAGAAUUUGAUGAUUAUAUGAACUGCACUGUGACUGUAAUAAAAUGUGAAUUUUAGUAAAUCUCACUUGAUCUAACCAUCGUCCACAAAAACCUACCUGAGAUAUUGUAGCAUUUCCUAAAAGUGCCAAAUCUUUGUUACAUGCCUAGAAACUAUUUUUUAUUUGUAAGUUUGUCAGUCUUUGUGAAGUUGUUUUCCUGACACCAUUAGAAUGAAGGGCAUAUUUCAUUGACACCUAUCUCGUGCUCCAUUUCCCCAGAGGCAACUACCCUACUACUUAAAUAUAAAGCAGAUUAGUAUAAAGUACAGCCAGAACCAGAGAGACUUCCAGCUGUUGCAUCUGCUUCCUAAGCAACCAUUUCCAGUUAUGCCUCAGGAUUGUGGCAGAAAAUAAGCACCUUGUUGUCCAUUUUCUUUCAGAUCCUAAUAUUUCUGAAGAGAACCUUGAAGAAAGGUAUGUGUGCCUGAAAGGUGGCUAGACCCAGUGGCAGGGAGCCAGGGCAGAUUGGCUGCCUUUCCAGACCAUUAAGAUUACAAUUUUUUUUUUUUGCCUCCUUAUCACAGCAUUUGUGUUCAUCAUAAUUUUAGUGCCAACAACUAGAAGGGGGUAGCUUUGCUUGGAGUGGGAGGGGAACAGCCUUGCUGCAGAGGUUGACUAUAGCUGCACUUUGCUAAGCAUGGAGAGAUUGGGGGAUGAGGAAUGUUGUCACUCAUCAGAGAUCUGAUGAGUACCAUUUGUGCAUCACAUUCUAGACCAGGCUUCCUCAGCCUCGGCCCUCCACAUGUUUUUGGCGUACAACUCCCAUGAUCUCUAGCUAGCAGGACCAGUGGUCAGGGAUGAUGGGAAUUGUAGUCUCAAAACAUCUGGAGGGCCGAGGAUGAGGAAGCCUGUUCUAGACAGCAUUAUUGCAGCUGACGUAUUGGGAGGGAGUGACGGAUGGAGAAGGAGCUGCACUUCCUCUGUGGCAAUAUUUUGCCUUUUGAAUGGUGGGAAAAUGCAAUUUAUUCACCAUGGAAAUGGUGCCUUGACACAGACAUUUGGGAUCCAAGUCAGCCAUUGAGUUGACAAAAGCUGCCUCAGGUGACCGAUUAGCACUGACAUUUGGAUUCAGUGCCCAAAAUCAAUAACUUGAUUAAUCCAAGAUGGCCCCAGUUUAGGCUUUCACCUGUUCUGACAAACUAUAUGAUGACAAUUGUGUGCAUCCCAGACCAUUAGCCAUCUUUAUUAUUGGAAAUGAAAUCUAUUAAGAUAAAAGAAAGUGCUCUGCCAUCUUCCUGCUAGUACCUGAUGUGAAUGAGAUUGAUUCACUCCUGACCAGGCCAAUCAAGCACUUCUUGUCUGUUCAUCCAGAAAUCCUGUUCAGAGAGCUGGAGCUGCGGCAGGUGGCCUUGCGCCAUUUAAUACACUUUCUCAAGGAAACGGGGGACCAAAAACUUCUCCUGGACCUGCUGAGGUAGGAUCCCACUGGAGCAAUUCUUGUUUUGCAGGGCAGUUUUACCUGCCAAGUAAUAUGUAAAAAAAUGCAUAUGCUAGAGUCAAGUAUAUGUAAAAACUCUUAUAUCAAUGAAAAUAAGAUACAAUGAUGCAUUAUAUUCAGAGCAGUUGUUUUGCAAGAAUGUGUAUAUUGGGGGUAUUUGGGGCAAAAAUAGAAAAUUUGUAUAUUAGCAGAAAUUCACAGUCAAAUGCUGAUUAAUUUUCACGAGGACUUAAAAAAAAUCACAAACUAAUUUGAAAAUCUGGGGAACUGAAUUUUAAGAAUGGAAGAAUGAGAAACUGAAAUGGAGAGAUUUGCUCAACCUUAGUGCUUAGCAGGACUGAUGCUUGUUUUUCCUCUGCAGGUUCCUGGACAGGACAGAGGAGGUUGCAGUGAGUAUCCAUAAUGCCCUGGCUCACUUCUUAUUUGUAGGAAACAAGGAUGUCCUGAGACAUCCACUCAGGGCCGGCCCCAGCAGACUGAAGCAGCUGCCUCAGGUGGCAGAAUCCCAUAGGGUGGCACCCCCACAAGCAUUCCUGCUGCUGCCAGGGUUGCAGGAUGGCUUCUGGUGGGAUCUUGCCAGAAGCCACAGCCACAUAACCCCAGUAAGCAAGGCUUCAGCUGCAGGGAGGCGGCAACACCUUCCCAUUGCACCUUAGUUGGCAAAACAGGACAGGCCACCCCUGCAUCCAUUCAAUAUAUAUGUACUCUGCACAUCCCACUAGUUUAAGCCAACCCCUCUUGAGCCUGCCGUGUGUGUCUGUUCCUGCCUUCUCCAGUUGACACAGUACCGUGAGCACCUGAUGAUCCAGGAUGUGGAGAAACGAAAGGAGUUUCUGAAAGGUUGCGUUGGGUAAGUAGGUUAUACAGACAUUCGUUUUUAUAGGAUGAAAUCAGUUUGAGCCCUAGACGUGAGGUGAUUGCCAGUAAGCAGAAUGGCUUUACUGUUCCCGCAAACCAGGAAGGGAAAGAGCAAUGAAGAAAAGCUUUAAAAUUCAGAAAAAUUGUGAGAGGACAUGACAGCAGUCCCUAACAUUACGUUAGAUGUGGAGAAAUGAAUAGAGAGGCAUUUUUCUCCCUCUCUCCUAGUACUAGAACCCAGGAUCAUCCAGUGAAGCUGAACAGUGGUAGGUUCAGGACAGACUGAAGUAGGGUUGGGGAACCUGUGGCUUCCAGUUGUUGUUGGACUCUUUAACUUCCAUCAGCCCCAGUCAAUAGGACCAGUGGUCAAGGAUGAUGGGAGCUGUUGUCCUGCAACAUUGGGAGGGCCAGAGGUCCCCCAACCCUGUUAAAGAUCUUAGGGCCAAUCCCUGGCAUUUUCCAGUAGGCCAGAAAUUGAAAGCAGCUCAUUUUUAGGGUGUGCAGGGAGCUCCAAAAAUAACCACCAACGUAGUUCAUAAUAUACACUUCAACAUUGUCAACUGGAACUAAGGAUGGACAAAAUCAGCAAACCUUCUAUAUAUAAAAGGAGAAAUCCAAAACUGAAGAGAAACUCUUCUCCAAUUUAGGUUGCCAUUUUCAUUGGAAGAUGCUGCUCAUGUUCAAGACCAUUAUACGCUUCUGGAGAGGCAGAUCAUCAUUGAGGUAAGGUCUCUUGCUCCGCCUUUGGGCACAUGUGACUGGGAAUUCUCCCUCCUGACUCUGAUCUGUUUGCUGUAAUACCAAAGCUUCCUACUUGGAUUGAAAGGGGGGAAAUUACUAGGGGCUUGGCUUAAUCAAGCAAGUCACAUCUAGGAUGUAAGAUGGUUUUCUUGCUGUAGCCAGUCCAUCAUGAUAGAUGAUGAGAGACUGUUUAGUCUUCAGGUCAUGCUGAUAACUUACAGCCCUGCACUGAUUUAUAAGACUUGGCUGUAAAAGAUUACUAUUCUUGCUUUAAAGAAACAACCUGAAACUCCUGCUGUUAUUAAUAAUAAGUAAUAUGCCAUUGGAAGCCUGACCUUUUAAUUAUUUUUAUUUUAUUUCAGCUAUUUUUAUACCACUUAACCACCAAAGUUUCUAAGUGGUAUACAUAAAGAUUACAAAAAGCAUGCAGUGGAUAAAAUCAUACAGUGGCUCUGUCUCUGAUAACCUUCCACUGGCAGGCAUUUUUAGACAAGCUUUGGGCAUAUGGUGACUGGUAUGGCUAUUGUCAGUUUGCUGAAAUUAACUAUGUUUAUCAAUUUUAUUGUUGUGUUUUACCUGUCUUUACUGCUGCAUUUAUGUGUUUUAAUUUGUAUCUUCUCAUUAGCUGCCUUGAGCACCAUUUGGUGGAAAGGCAGGAUACAAAUUUUAACAAAUAUACUACUUGCAUUCCAUCUUUCCUCCAAGGUGCUCAGGAUGACAUGUAAGAAGUUUCCCUUUUCCCUCCUGCACAACCCUGUGAGGUAACUUGAGCUGAAAGACAGUGGCUGGACUAAGAUGACUAAGAGUGCAGCCCACUGUCCACUUACCUGGGAGUGAGCCCCACUACCUGUAGUGGGCCUUAUUUCUGAGUAAAUGCUUGUAGGAUUUCUGCCUCAGCAUGCCUCAUGAUUUGAGCUGAGAUUUAAAACUGGUCAUCCUUGGCCCUAUAUUACCUUGUAAUUAUCCUUGUUUUUCACGCAGCAUGUUUUUUCUGGUCUCUCCCCCCCCCCCCCCAGGUAAAUGACAAGCAUUUAGAGUCAGCUGGGCAGACGGAGAUAUUUCGGAAGUACCCUCGAAAGGCCUCCAUCCUAAACAUGCCACUGGUCACCACGCUUUUCUACUCCUGCUUCUAUCACUACACGGAGACUGAGGUUAGGGUAACAAAAAUGACGGGUCCUCUGUAUUAGUUACUGAAGCCUCAUGCCAUGCCGAAAAAAAGGGUGCGCAAGAUUUGACUCACAUGGCCUGGCCAACCAAAGUAGCCUGUUGCCUCCAAAUUGGCAAUAUGCUGCUCAAGUAUUGCAGGAUUUCCGAGAGAGUGAAUAGCUGGGCUGGGUAUAGGGAUAUUGUAUGGGAGACUCCUUCCUGUCUUAUGUACUUGGUUCAACCAGUUCCCAUUAUAAUAAAUAUUAGCUAUAACUGGAAGAUAGUAAUGCACCAUUAGUAAUGCAGUGGUUGUUAAAGGUUUGGAACAUCAUAUUCCAAAAGUAGCAAAAUAAUAAUAAGAAUAAUAAUAAUAAAGAAGAAGAAGAGUGGCUAGCUAGAGGUUAGCUAACAAGUUAAGUGAGCAUUGGGUUUUAAAAAUAAUAAUUUACUGAAAGGAAAGGUACAUUGUACUUUUCCUUUCAGUAAAUUAUUAUUAUUAUUCAGUAAAUUAUUAUGUAUAGUUAUUUUUUGUGUUUGCAAAUGUGUGUAAAGAUGAACAGAUGGAUAGAUGGAUUAGAUGUGAAAAUGCUAAAAUAAAUUUUCUGGCAUUAUAGACUUUAAGUCAGUUCUUGAUUUGUUGUAGCAGAGCUAAAGGAGACUAGGUUUUAGAGAGUAUAGAGUGCAGAAAGAGGUGAUCAGAAUAUCACCAGUUUUCUGUAAAUUGCCUGCCAUUUAUAGAAUAGAAUAUUACAGAAUAGUUGAGGUACCAACUAGGAUGGGUCAUCACUAUCCCCUCUCCUUUGUUAAAUUUGCCAUGUCUCUUCUUUCCAGGGAACAUUCAGUAGUCCAGCAAACUUGAAGAAAACCUUCAAGGUAAGGGAGCUAUCUGCUGGGUAUAAUAUCUGUGCAUUCUAGGAGAGGGCAACACUGUUAGAAAUGUGCAGUGGAAAUAAGGCAAAGGUGUGCUUUGGGUGAAGGAAUUAAGUCCUACAACAGAUGACCAAGUCUAGCUGCAGCAGCUCAGUAUAGCAAAGUUCAUUGCACUGGCCUUUAGCACUUCAGUUUGGCAUUGUGCCUUCCAGAUAUUGCUGCACUCCAUCUAGUUGCUGGGUUGUACCUUAAGAAUUGAUUGGUGCCAACCAGGAGCUCACAACCCAACCUGCUGUCAAUCCCUGUUCUAACAUUUCAAUGUUUCUGCCUUCUAGAUCCCAGACAAACAGUAUGUGCUGACAGCCCUGGCUGCUCGUGCCAAACUCCGGGCUUGGCAUGAUGUAGAUGCUUUGUUCACCACCAAGGUGAGUCAGGGUGGUUUUCUCAAAGCCUGGGUCAAAUAUUGGGCCUUCAUUGGCUCACAGAUCACCCGGGAUCUGCCAAUAGAUCCCCGUCUAUAUACUUGCCACCUCUGCUUUAAGAUACCUGCCCUCCUGUAAUACACUAGAGGUCAUCUCAUCCAUCAGUAGAUGCUUGUUUCAGGCCUCUUUCACUCUUUCCCUUUAAGGAUCCGGCACAGACUGAGAAUACAGUGGUAGAUGUGGGAGGCUGUUCAUAAAUUCUGCAGUCAGCCUCCAUUGGAAAAGAGCAGCAUCCUCAGCCAAAGGAAGGAUGCUUUUGCCAUUUGAGUGUAUAAGGAGGGGCAUGCAGACAGAGGAGGAGCUGCCUUGAACAUCCUUUGUUUGCUGUUAAAAGUUUUUUUGCUGCAUUUCCCAUCCUGAAAUCUCUGGGUUGCUUUUGUCACAAGAUCUAAUGUUACUGUGAUUUUUGUAUUGUGAUUUCAGAACUGGUUGGGCUACACUAAAAAGAAAGCUCCUAUUGGUUUUCAUCGGGUAGUGGAGAUCUUGCAACGGAACAAUGCCCCAGUACAAGUAAGUGAGUGACUUGCCCUGUUUCAGCAAACCAGUAUCCUGCCUCUGAAGUUAGAGACUUCUAACUCUACCCUGCAAUUUCUUCAUGUCUGCCACAAGUAUACUCAUCUUCAUUUGGUUGUGCAUAAGAUGUUGGAAAGGAAAAGCCCCUCUGGCUGUGCUUGGUUUUCCUACUCCAUGAUGGUUUUCUCAAUCAAAUCUAUCUUUGAGUUAAUUUAUCUUUGUUUGACAUAUGGAGGAUGGGGUUGCUGGCUUGACCGUGUGCCUUUUGCAUUAUAUUUUUUUUAAUAUCCAGAAAUAUAAACAAGAAUAAAUUUAAGCAAAAGCAACUCCCUUUGAUGGAGUGCAGGCGCAGAGAAAUAUGGUUUACAGAUAAACUUGGGAGAUGGAGAAGAGUAGUUUUGGAUAGCUCUGCUCUGUUGAUGCUUCCUGUCUUUCUUAUGCAGGUCUUACAGGAGUACGUGCGCCUGGUAGAAGAUGUUGAGACCAAGUUGAACCUUGCAAUGAAAUACAAGUGCCAUGACGUUGUUAUAGAUGUGAGUCCUUGCUGUGUGUGGUGGGGAGGAGGAGGCAGCUCUUGUUCCUGACUGUUCUGGGAAGUCUGUCCUUGGACAUAAGACGCUGCCUUUAUACAGAGUCAAACCAUUGGUCCAUCUAUCUCAGUGCUGUCUACACUGACUGGCAGCAGCUCUCCAGGGUUUCAGACAGAGGACAUUCCCAGCCCUACCUGGAGAUGCCCGGCGUUGAAACUGUUUUAUACAAGGCAGCUGCUCUACCCCUGAGCUGCAUUUCUUCCCCAGAGGAUAAGAACUACCUCCUUUCCAAAAAGGUUGAAGUGAAAGCACUGAUUCUCCACUGGGGUAGUGCUCUGUCCCAAGGAUCCAAAUACAGACCAGCGUGAAAGAUUUACUGAUACCCCUAAGGACCCAGUUGCAGGGAUUCCAAAGAAAGAUGCCCAGAACACCUGAGUGAUCUGUCCUAGUGCUUUAUUAUAGAGCGAUACAUCAAAAGACUCAAAUAAAACAAUACAAUUCUGGAUUCCUUGCUUCACCUCAGAAUGGAUGCUGAAGUAGCAAGCACCAUAGCUUUAUCCAUGAGGGUUUAAUAUGUUAAGUGUUACUUAUACAAAAAGCAAGCCGCAUAAACUGGCAGCAAUAGUCCAGGUAACUCACCCCUGCCUUAGAGGCCCGUUCCCAACUCUCAUCCAUCUCUCAGAAUAGCUGGCAGGCAGCCAAUGGGCCUGGGUAACAGCUUCCCCUCUCCCAAUUAUGCCAAAAGCUAAGGCUGUAAAGCAAGCACAUAAGCAUAUGUGAUAUGUAGCAACUCAUACCAAUUAAUUCAAGAUGACAUUUACAUGCCUUUCACCAUUUGGUUCCACACAGGCAGCUUAUUUACUUAAAGCAUAUCUAUUCAACUUUCAUCAAGCAGAGUCCAGGGCAGCUAGCAAACAACACAAAAUUAAAAGAACAUUAUAGUACAAAAGCAAAAUGAUAAAGAUGACAGCAAGGCUAAGAACAAUGGAGUAAAAACCGCAUUCUUCCACCAAAACCCAAUUCUAUUAGUAAGAGUUUCCAGCAGAGUUAAAAACUAUUUUCUAGCAAUGCUUAAGAUGCCUAAGUUUCAAAAGCUGUCCGUCUAAAAGGAAUGCCUUCAUUUGAUGGUGGAAUGCCAUUAAUGAUAGGCCAAAGUUAGUGUCUCCUGGGAGGGAGUUCCAGAGUGCAGGCACUGAGAAGGCCAACUAUGCUCUAUCACUGUGAGAUAGAGGACUGCCGUGUACCUUAGCUGGCUUUUGCUUUUUAACUAGACCUACAAAGACUUGAAGGAUCGUCUCCAGUUGAUGGCGUACAGAUGUAAAGUUGAUCGGGGUUCUCCAGCAGAGGAGAAGAUUGAUAGCAUCCUCAGCAACCCGGUAAGAAAGAACAACUCAUUCACACAGUUUGCUCCAGGGCCGUCUUUAGCAUAUGUGGUGCAGGGGUGCAAAAACCUGGCCAGCACCCCCAUUUUGGGGGGGGAGCAGGUCAAGGUUGUUGAGCUUUUUAUAGAGGGGCAGCUCAUAAGUCAUCAAAAGCGGCAACAAUAACUUCAUCUUUCCAUUUUUGCGAUCAUGCAAAAAUGAAGACACCACUAGGGGGCACCGCCAGAUACGUUGAUUCUGCAGCUGUUCCGCAAAAGAAAACAGAAAUGAUCCAUCACCCGGGGGUCGCAGUUUAGAGCUUAGGUGGCUUCAGCGGUGGCUGCCCCCCAGAAUUUGGCGCCCGGGUGCACCGCACCCCUUGUGCCCCCGGGUAAAGACAGCCCUGGUUUGCUCUCAUUCCGUUUUUUUCCAGGUGCUAGCUUUGAUUUAGUUGCAGAAAGUGGGGUUGAGCAAUAAGGGCAAGCAGAAGUGAUGUUGGGAAGAGCAGUUGAUAACUGUUUAGUGAUCCUGCUGUUGGCUCUUGUCACAGCUUUAUCCUUUCAUUUUCUCAUGAGUGGUAGACAUCAUCAAACUCAUACCACAUGCCAACUUUUUUUGUAAGGGGGACUCCUGUGAGAUAGUGGUAUGACUUGUAUAUCGAGGCAAAACAAAACAAAAGCCAAGUACUUAAUUCGUUCCGGAGGUCUGUUCUUAACCUGAAGCACCACUUUAGCUAAUGGGGCCUUCUCCUGCUGCCGCGCCACCAGAGCACGAUUUCUGUUCUCAUCCUGAAGCAAAGUUCUUAACUCGAGGUACUAUUUCUGGGUUAGCAGAGUCUGUAACCUGAAGCGUAUGUAACCCGAGGUACCACUGUAUCUGUGUUCCUUUAUCAUGCCAGGCAGUUGCUUUUGAGAGUCAACUGUUAGCUUGCAUCUUUUCCCCUGCUGCCUCCAGAAAUCCAAUUCUACCUUUCAGAUUCAAUUUCAUUUCCAAUUUACAAUGUAGUAGUGACUUGUAACAGUAUACAGCUAGAAACCAAGAAAAUUCAGGACAUGAUUUCUGUGUACAAAAUCCUUCUCCUAAAUCAGAAGCUUAAAGACUUAAUCCCCUUUAAUGAUACAGAUGGCAGUAAAACUUACCUUCUACUUAAUGGAGAUGAUUUGUGCAAGUUAACUGCUUGUUGUUUGCUUUCCUAUAUGUCCUAUAAGCUUGUGUGAAACAGGGCUUCUAACGUGGGUUUUUAAUUAAUCCAUUUCAAGCAUUAACCCAAGAUUGCUGGCUUUCAUUUGGCUCUUCUGUUUCUACCGGAUUGUCACUUAGCUGCACUGAAAGUAAAGUCUAAUAUCUCUAUUUUGGUUAAAAGAUUAAAAUAUAUAAUUUUACUCCCAUUGUUUUCUCACAAAUUGAGUAUGGAGUCCUCUCUCCCCAUCUGUUUUGACAGGUGUAGGUUAACUGGCUCAUGUCCAGGCAGCCGGGAGGUGUGAUGAUAUUUGAAACUAGCCGUAUCUCAUUCUGUUUCUCUUUCAGCAAAUCCGAUGGAAGAAUUGAGAGCUGCUCACUCAUCAUGGAAGAAGCCUGAUUUUACUGGAACAAUGAAGGCAAGCUGCCAAACAUAGCUCUGCAUUGGUUUUAAUCCACUGCCCAGAUUGUAGCUGGCUCUGCUUUUGGAUCCUGGGACAGAACCCAAAGGAGAUGUUCAGCCAACAGAACCAAAGCUAAAAAGCUGAAAUCCAGCACUCUCUUUUCAACUUGACCAUAUGACGAACAGAACAUGAUUGUAUAAAUGAGAAAAGUAAAGCUGGCACCUAACCACUUCUUGCAGACUAUCUGUUCAUCUGAGUCAGGAAGGAUGGCUCCCUGUGAAAUUGUUAUUUAUAGGAAUUGUUUCCAGUCCUUUCAUUUUAUCCAGGUCCAAAGUGCGGGACAGUGACUGCUUUGAUAGGAUUGAAACUCAAGAUAAUUGGGAUUUUUAUUUAACUGAGGAAGGGCUGUAUAAAGAUUCUUCAAGGCAAUCUAACCCCACCCAUGUUCUUCUCCCCAGAUCAUUGUAUAAUAACCACUUGCCUUUAGGCCAAGGAGAACAUAAAACCAAUUCUAGUUGGAGACUGACUAAUAUGCUUCUUGGACAAUGGUUGCAUUUUCCCUCAGCAAGGGCUAAUAAGACUACUUGUUCUGUGGUACUUAUUUCAUAAAAUGUACCACAGGCCUGGAUCCCUUUCUCUUCUGCCCUCUUUCUCCUUCAUUUUUUCCAUUCCUGUAAAUAAAGCUUUGCCUCCCUCUGUGUGACUGCAA
Molecule: messenger RNA, 22103 nt
Organism: Podarcis lilfordi (Lilford's wall lizard)
Lineage: Eukaryota; Metazoa; Chordata; Lepidosauria; Squamata; Lacertidae
Source: the annotation of a GenBank genome assembly